GCCAAAUGAAACACUAUAUAUAUCCACUCAUUUACAUGUGCCCACUAUAAUUAUUGCUCUAUUCAAUCCAAGAAAAAAACACAGAGGAAGAACAGAAAAAAGCUCACAAAGUCACAAGACCUCAGUAGGCUUCCUAGUUGUUCUAUGAAAUGUCUCCUCUCAACGAUCUUAAGAUCAAUCUCAAUGGCCAAUACACAUUCUUCCUCAAUCAGAACGUGAUUUCAAAGUACUCUGGAAGCUUGAGGAAGAUGAUUAAACAGAGCAAAAAGAAGAGAAACAAGAAAAAGAGAAUCAUCACUAUCGAGAUUAAUGAUUUUCCAGGAGGACCAGAUGGGUUUGAGCUGGUUUCAAGGUUCUGUUACCACAACGGAGAAAUCUUAAUCGACGUCUCAAACGUCUCGACUUUGUACUGCUGCUCUGUUUUUCUAGGCAUGUCGGAGAAGUUCUGUUUCUCUAAUCUCUUCCUUCAGACAGAGAAGUUUCUAGAAGAAGUGUUCUAUGGGUCUUGGAGCGACAUCGUUUCGUGUCUCAAGAACUGCGAGCAAGUGUUCUUCCAAGCAGAUUCGUAUGGUCUUGUAGAUAAACUCAUUUUCGCAGCUUUGAACAAAAUCUCUCAGAAUUCAGACGAUUUUUCUUCUUCUUCGCUUUCUUCCUUCGCCUCUUCUCUUUCUCCUGAGAUGGCCAAGAACACGUCAGAAUCAGACGGUAGGUAUAUUUCGCGGUCUGUUGCUUGCGGAAGAAGCAACGAGUGGUGGUUCGAAGAUAUGACAAAUCUUUCCCCGAAGAUCAUAUUGAAGCUAGUUAUGAUCAUUGGAGCUUACAAAACCAACAUAAAAAGCUUAGUCCUAACCAGAUUUCUUCUCCAUUAUCUCAAGACAAAACUCCAAACCAAAUCAAGAACUACCACUGAGCUUAUGAGGAACAAGCUCGAGUACUCAGAUUUAGCUGACACAGCGGUUAGAGGAGUGAUUUCCGCAGGGACACGUACGUUUUCUUGCAGGAAACUCUUCUGGAUUCUUCGAGUUUUAUCCAGUUUUAGCCUAAGUAGAGAGUCAAGAAUCGGUUUAGAAACCCUAAUAGGAGAAAUGCUGGAACAAGCAACACUUGAUGAUCUUCUGAUAUCUGCAAGAGGAAGCAGAGAAAGUGGUUUCUACAAUGUUGAUCUUGUGAUAAGAUUACUAAAAGUAUUUGUGAAGAACAGAGAAGAAGAAGAAGAAGAAUCAAGAGAGAGGAAUAUGAAAGAAAUUGGGAAAUUGAUUGAUAAGUAUUUGAGAGAAAUAUCUCCAGAUCAGAAUUUGAAAGUCCCCAAGUUUCUUGGUGUUGCAGAGAGCUUGCCGGAUUCAGCUAGAGAUUGCUUUGAUGGAGUUUACAGAGCAAUUGACAUCUAUCUACAGUCUCAUCCGAAUCUAACACCCCAAGAUCGAACAGAGAUAUGUCGAUGUCUCAACUACAAGAAACUAACAAUGGAGACGUGCAAACAGCUCGCCAGAAACCCUAAGAUCCCUCCAGAAAUCGCCAUUGAAGCACUCAAGUCCAGAUGUGGGAAUCAAGAACACACAACUUCAGAUGUUAAAGUUGCAAACAAGAGUUUUUCUUGUAGAUAUUCAGAAGAGAAGAAGAAGCCUGUAGUAUUGCAUCUCGAGAUAACAGAGAAAUUAGCCGAGAGGUUGAAGACUAAAGGAGGAUAUAAUUUGAAGGUUAUGGAUAGUUUCAGAGAAGGCUUAUGAGGAAAAUGGUAAACGUCCCAAGUCAUGAUUCAGCAGUCACAUCUUCCAAUUCAUCUGGCAAUCUCAUUUGCACCCCAACAGUGUCGAGAGUCUUGUACAAAUCAUCAGAUUCAAGGGGUUUCUUAUCAUCGAAAGCUAUGAAUUCACAAAGCUUGCCUU
Messenger RNA from Arabidopsis thaliana (thale cress), 1886 nucleotides. RefSeq names its product Phototropic-responsive NPH3 family protein. The record is from RefSeq and is marked reviewed. Lineage: Eukaryota; Viridiplantae; Streptophyta; Magnoliopsida; Brassicales; Brassicaceae. Bases 150 to 1727 code for a protein of 525 amino acids. The transcript is spliced from 3 exons. Gene Ontology annotation, biological process: protein ubiquitination.